Juglans microcarpa x Juglans regia is the source of this 851-nucleotide messenger RNA. Its product is annotated as 60S ribosomal protein L18a-like protein. The record is from RefSeq and is a predicted model, not a curated record. Lineage: Eukaryota; Viridiplantae; Streptophyta; Magnoliopsida; Fagales; Juglandaceae.
GAAGUUCCCAUUGCAAGCUUCCACAUUAAAGUAGAAGAUGUGUCGUAGAGUCUGACGAUGGUUUUCCACACGUGAUCGUCUGAUCAUCGACAGAACAUCAACAAGACUCUAAUAACCUGACGAUAAUAUGAGCAAGGAAGAAAAGAACAGUUUCGUAUCCGCCGAACAUCAUCAUGUUCAGCAUCAGCAAUUUGAGCCUCAGUACGGCACCUUCCAAGGCGUCCCCAACUAUCCUCCUCCUCCUCCGCCUCCCGUCAUCGGCUUGCCUCAGCCUGCCCCUCCGCCUGGCGCCUUCCAGCCCUCCGCUCCUCCGUCCUAUCCUCCUCAGUACUAUGCUCAUGGAUAUCAAUCCGUUCCGGGUUAUGCAGUCGCCGAGGGAACACCAGUGAGAGAGCGCCGCCUUCCUUGCUGUGGUAUUGGUUUUGGCUGGUUCCUGUUUAUUAUUGGCUUCUUCCUUGCUGCCAUCCCCUGGUAUGUUGGGGCACUUGUUCUACUGUGCUCCAGAAUUGAUUACCGGGAGAAACCUGGAUAUAUUGCUUGCACAGUUGCUGCUAUCCUUGCUACCCUUGCUGUUAUUCUUGGUGUUACAAAUAGAGCCGAUGACUGGUGAUCUUGGAGUGAUGUGUUGCAUAUGCAACAAACUGGAUCUAUGCACUCGUCGCCAUUUGCUGGAACUUUACUUUGUGUUUAUAUGUUAUGUAUCUUUGACGGUUUGCAUAGUGAGAGGUGUCAAUGGUCAGCUGCACUUUAAAUUGUUACAAUGCAUCAAUGCUGUUCGUGGCGUUUUAAGGACGAAUUUUGGUCAAAAUACAGACAUGAAACUCUGAAGACAAAAUGCAUUUGUUUUAUUU